AUUAAUAAAGGUGAAAAUACUUUAUCUUUUUUAUGAGUAACUCUGGAAAGAGAUAAAAAAAUAAAACCUAUUAUAAACUAAAGUAGGUACUAGGUAGGUGUAUAUACCUACACCAUGGAUUUAGUACGUACUUCAUACAAAUUACCUACUAAUUCCAUGACCUACACCUUACUUAUGUUUUUUUCACUAUCGAACUUUACAAAUUUAAUAUACUUUAACUUAUCAAGUAUGCUUUAUCUUUUUAUGAAUAACAGGCACAUAACAGGAUUGGUCCAUGGUAAAUUCAUUUAUACAAAUAAAAUUUUAUAUAUCCAUACAAUUUCCUAACUCAUCUCGAAACCAAAGAUAUGACGAAGUCUAUUGUUUUCUUUGUUUAGUAGGUAGGCCGCAGCAAAAUCGCGGCUUUGAUGCGGUUUUACAUAUUUAUUUUAUGUCAUUUAUUGUACUAACUACUAACCCUAACUGAUACUAACCCUACAGUAUUCAUAAAAAAGUUAAAGCAUACUUUAAGGUAAAGUAAGUUUUGUUUCAUUCUGUCAAUUUUGAUAAUUAGGUAUUAAUUAUGAAGCGCAAAUAUACUUCAGAUCAUAAACCUUUUUGUUGAUCUAUGUGAAUAAUGAUUCACAUAGAUCAACAAAAAUAAAAAAUAUCCGGUUAUUCAUAAAAAAGUUCAAUUUGUACUUUAAAAUUCGAGAAUUCAAGUAAACAAAUGGCCCAGAAAAUUCCCGAAAACCGCAAUGAAAUGUUCUUAUAUCUGUGCUGAAAACAAAUUUCUCAAGGGCUCUCGCAUGAGCAGCAUGGCUUUCUUUCUUCACGCACUUGGUUUAGUUCAAAGUUAAAAAUACUUUUGACAUUGACAGUGUUGAAAUACCUUUUAAUGACAGCUAACAUGAUAUUGACAUAAGUAUCGAAGAAUUAGGUAGGUAAGGUACCUAAUUUAUUUUUUCUGAUUCUGCUUUCUGUGGUGUUUCAGUGUGGGAACUGAGAAGAGAGUGCUAUAAUAAUUACACAAUGGCACUUAGAACUACAGGUGUAGCCUUCAACAGUUUGAAGAAAUGGGCUUAUAACCUUUCUGGAUUUAACAAAUACGGUCUCCUUCGUGAUGACUUGCUCUAUGAAACUGAAGAUGUCAAAGAAGCCCUUCGUCGCAUCCCUGACUCCAUUGUAGAUGAGCGCAAUUUCAGGUUGGUGAGAGCCAUGCAACUUUCAUUACAAAAGAACAUCUUACCCAAAGAAGAGUGGACCAAAUAUGAAGAAGACAAGCUCUACCUGACCCCUGUUGUCGAGAAGGUUAAGAAAGAGAGAGAAGAACGGGAGAAAUGGGAGAAGGAAUACUGAAAUUAGUAUCAGAAGUUAUUUAAAGUUUAUGUAUUAAUUUAAUAAAUCUAGCAAGUAUAUACUA
Plodia interpunctella (Indianmeal moth) is the source of this 1402-nucleotide messenger RNA. RefSeq names its product cytochrome b-c1 complex subunit 7-like (gene Uccr). The coding region runs from base 1012 to 1338 and encodes 108 amino acids. Gene Ontology annotation, biological process: mitochondrial electron transport, ubiquinol to cytochrome c. NCBI's taxonomy places the organism in Eukaryota, Metazoa, Arthropoda, Insecta, Lepidoptera, Pyralidae. The transcript is spliced from 3 exons. The record is from RefSeq and is a predicted model, not a curated record.